Molecule: messenger RNA, 2772 nt
Organism: Scheffersomyces amazonensis
Lineage: Eukaryota; Fungi; Ascomycota; Pichiomycetes; Serinales; Debaryomycetaceae
Product: phosphatidylinositol-3-phosphatase
Exons: 1
Coding region: 412-2676 (754 amino acids)
Biological process (GO): phosphatidylinositol dephosphorylation
Cellular component (GO): membrane
Molecular function (GO): phosphatidylinositol-3-phosphate phosphatase activity
Source: RefSeq, a predicted model, not a curated record
ACCCAACAAUCACAGCCUGUCAUAGUCAGAAAGAAAAGAAGAGAUAUCGGUCAAAUCUUAAACCCAAGUAAGAAGAAGAAGCUCGUCGAUUUGAAUAAAGCUGCGAAACCCGACCACCACAAUGAUAACGAAAACGAUACCGAUUCCGACUCUGAACCUCAACCUCCUCCCACCAAAAAGUCGAAACUCGACAAGAUUUCCGCCAAGCAGUUAAAGAACAUGCAAAAGCAUGAACACGGAAUUAGACGUUUCGAAGGUUUGUAAAAUAUUAAUAAAAUACUACUUAGAUAUAUAUAGAUAGGCAUCGCCAAAUCCGGGACGACAUUUUUUCGUUAUCGCAUAUGUAAAUUUUCAAUAUGGAGACAUCCACCUAUACAACCCCAUAGUAAUCCCAGUAAUUAAGCAGUCGAUAUGGAUACCCUCAACGUGUCGACUGUUAAGAACGUAAUCUUAAACAGAAGAGGGUAUAGCAUUACUGGUACACUCAUAUUAUCACCGUAUCAUCUUGUGUUCAGCUUUUUACCUCCACAGUCUUCCACCUCCACUUCCAGUUCCAGUUCCAACUCGAGCUCUACUUCAACUCUUAUUCAACCUAAAGAAAUAUGGAUAUGUUAUCCAGUUAUAGAGAGAUUGUCCAAAUCACGAGGCUCCUCCUGGAUCAGUAAUGCUUCAAUUACUAAUAAUUUAUCCAAUAAUGGGUCGGGUGAUAGUGAAGAUAUUGAAAAGUCCGAAUCGGUUCUACCGAAAUUAAAUAUACCAGAUUUCGAUCAUUAUACUGCUUCACAUAUACGAUUACAAUGUAAAGAUUUUACAUUUUAUUCAUUUGAUUUUCUUAAUGAUUUAGUAUGUACUGAAGUAUUUUCUAAAUUGAGUUUCCUUAUUACAGUUCCUAAGAUUGAAAAUGAUAUUCAAACAUUAUAUGCAUAUGAUUAUCAACCCAAUACUUUAGAGAAGAAAUUAUUAAUAAAUGGGUGGAAUAUAUAUGAUCCUAUACAAGAAUAUAAACGAUUAGGAUUAUUACUGGAUGAUGAUAAAUAUUGGCGAGCAUCUAAGAUUAAUCAUGAAUAUAAAUUUUGUCCAUCAUAUCCUAAUAUACUUAUUGUUCCAAGUACUAUAUCUGAUAAUGUAUUAAAACAUACAGCUAAAUUUAGAUCUAAACAAAGAAUUCCUGCUGUGGUAUAUAAACAUAGAAAUGGUAUUAAUGGUAAUGGAAAUGUUAUAGCUAGAUGUUCUCAACCUUUAGUAGGAUUAAAUUUACAAAAUCGAUCAAUUCAAGAUGAAAAACUUAUAGCAGAAAUAUUUAAUAGUCAAGAAAAGGAAAGGAAAAAUGUAAUUUCUGAAGAUAGAGAAUUACAAAGUCAACCUCAAAAGAAUUUAUUAGUAGAUUUACGACCUUUAACAAAUGCUAUGGCUCAACAUGCUCUUGGAGCUGGGACUGAAAAUAUUGAAAAUUAUCGUGGUAAAAGUCCAAAUUCUGAUAAUAAUGGAGGAGAUUCUUCUACUAAUGGAUCAAUUGAUGGUGAACAAAGACAAGUCAAUAAAAUAUUUUGUAAUAUUGAUAAUAUUCAUGUUAUGAGAGAUUCUUUAAAUAAAUUAACAUCUAUAUUAAAUGAUUUAGACAAAUUCCCUGUAUCCAAUAGUGCUAAUAAGACUCAAAGUUCAUAUCCAUUAUUACAACAAUCAUUAACGAAAACUAUGUGGUUACAUCGUAUAUCAAUUAUUUUACAAUCGGUGGAUAGAAUUACUAAAUCUAUUCAUUUUAAUAAUACUAAUGUCAUUAUCCAUUGUUCUGAUGGAUGGGAUCGAACAUCUCAAGUAUCAGCAUUACUGCAACUUUGUUUAGACCCUUAUUAUAGAACCAUAAAGGGAUUUAUGGUAUUGAUUGAAAAAGAAUGGGUUAGUUUUGGAUUCAAAUUUUCAACUAGAGGUGAUCAUGGUGGUUGUAUAGGUGCUAUACUUAAAAAGGAACCUAAACAAUCAAGAAUUGAUCCUAAUGAAACUAGUAGUGAACCAGUUCCAGCAACUUCAUCAACAACAUCUUCAUCAGAGCCAAAUUUAAACUUAAAUUCUGGUGGAGGGUAUGGAAGUACAGUAGCAUCAUUUCUUCAAAGAGCAGCAACUCAUAUUAAGAAUACAGCAGCUAAUUCUCCUUUGCUUUCUGAUAGUGAUCUCCUGGAUAGUAGUAAAUAUCCAGGAAGUUCUAUUUAUACUGGAAGUAAUGAGAAAUCACCAGUUUUCCAUCAAUUUCUUGAUUGUGUAUAUCAAAUUUAUAGGCAACAUCCUUCCAAAUUCGAAUUUAAUAGUCGAUUUUUAAAGAGACUAUUCUAUCAUUAUUAUUCAUGCCAAUAUGGAUCAUUCUUAUGUGAUUCAGAAAGAGAAUUAAGACAUAUUCGUAAAGUUCAAGACAAAACGGUAUCGGUAUGGGAUUAUUUCAAUUCUCGGCCUAAAGAAUUCAGUAAUUCUCAGUAUUUGAUACAAACUGAAACUGAAGGAGAUGGAGAAAUCUUCUUUAACUUUGCCGAUGUUAAAUGGUGGUACGAAUUAUAUGGCCGAUCAGAUGAAGAGAUGAAUGGAUUAUCUAAUUCACUUGAUCGUAAAUUUGCCCAAAUGAAGCUUAACCGUGCAGCAUCUCCUGCCAAUAGCACUACCAAUGGAACUACUAUUAAUGGUAGUUAGUUACUGUACUGUACUGUAUACUAUAUAUGCUCUAUGUCUAUUAAUGAACAAAAGCGAUUGUCGCAAAAUGCUCAACGCCUAUUUUUUUCCCCUAAU